AUGGCUGGGCUUGGGGUGGUUUGUAGGGAUGCCGAGGGUAGAAUUGUGGCUGCAGCGAAGAGAAAGGCUGCAAUCGCAGCUCCGGAAGUGGUAGAAGCCAUGGCAGUGCGCUAUGCUAUAAUGCUGGCUCAUAGACUGGGGUAUUCCCGAAUUAUGGUGGAAUCGGAUGCUAUCAAUGUGAUAAAGGCAGUGAAUUCGAAGGAGCAUGGUCGUUCACCCAUAUAUUCAGUUUAUGAUGAUAUUUGUAUUGAUAGAGCUAAGUUUGAGUUUUGUACUUUUUCACAUAUUAAACGUUCAUGUAAUACCAUGGCUCAUCUCAUAGCUCGAUGGGAAACGGGUGAGAAUGUGGAACUUGUACGUUUAUCCUCCUUUCCCCAAGGCAUCUUGUCUCUGGCGGAAAUGGAUUUGCUUUAA
Chenopodium quinoa (quinoa) is the source of this 414-nucleotide messenger RNA. RefSeq lists its product as uncharacterized. Lineage: Eukaryota; Viridiplantae; Streptophyta; Magnoliopsida; Caryophyllales; Amaranthaceae. The transcript has a single exon. The record is from RefSeq and is a predicted model, not a curated record. Bases 1 to 414 code for a protein of 137 amino acids. Gene Ontology annotation, molecular function: RNA-DNA hybrid ribonuclease activity; nucleic acid binding.